Trypanosoma cruzi is the source of this 1029-nucleotide messenger RNA. RefSeq lists its product as uncharacterized. The transcript has a single exon. Bases 1 to 1029 code for a protein of 342 amino acids. The record is from RefSeq and is a predicted model, not a curated record. Lineage: Eukaryota; Euglenozoa; Kinetoplastea; Trypanosomatida; Trypanosomatidae.
AUGGAUUGCGAAGAAGAAUCGGAUAGUGAGAGGGUUGGCAGGCGAUACGCAGGGGAUUUGACCCCCGUGGGUAGCUCUGUGGACAGUGAGCGCCACACCAUGCAGGAAAUUGCAUGCGCAUCCUUUCCCUGCGCCUCCGUCGGCGAAUUGAAUAGCGGGGGUUUCGUGGAAAACCCGCCGGAGGAGGUCGACGAUGUUGCCGAGGGUGGCAGCACUUUUCUGACGGCCCACCGUUCGAUGGCAUUGGAGUCGGAGGCACGCGAAAAAGGCAAUGCGGAAAAUGCUGAAAGAGUACAAGGGCGGACGCUGCUCGCUGAAGAAACUCAUUCGCCUCCUCUGACGGCUCUGUUCGGUCUAUCGGGCACACCAAAAGUGAGUUCACAGGACUCAAGCAUGUGCAGAAACCGGCGCGGUUCUGUACAAUUUAUAAAUUUUUCUUCCACAGCGUCCGAUAACACGAUGGUGGACCACGGCGCAUCGAUGGAUCAUGUUAUAGUUCGAACACCAGUCCAAAAUCCCAAUACUUGCAAGGGUUUUUUGCAGGCCUACUUCUCACAGUCUGCCAAAGGAUGCUACUUGCGAGCAUCUUGGAGAGACGCACGAGUCCGCAAACCCUGCUUAAAUGGAACUCACAAGAGGCAUUCUAGCUACAACAUAUAUAAUUGUGUGGUUGGUGAUGCUCUUAAGAUUUCUGUUGGGGGAGGUCGUUCCACCAGUUGCCCAGUUCGAUUUCCACGUGCAGAAACUUCAGGGACAUCUUGUGCUGGUUUGGAGCAAUCACCCUUUCAAUUGUCAUUGGAGCAUCAGAACUUCUCUGCUCCUAGUACGGGUUGCAGUACCAAAUGCAGCAUGAAUGCCUUGCGGCGUCAGGUUCCUGACGAGUUGUUGCAGUACCGUUUGGCCGUUCAAAAUGCCAAAAAUGGAAGAUACGGGCUGAGUAUACGAGAGCUCCUAGCAAACCCGGAUGUCGUUGAAGAUGACGAAGAAGAACAGGAGGAGGACAGUGUUGCCAUAUGUGAAAAUUAUUAA